GAAUCGGCGGAGAGUUUAGCGAUCAGACUAUACGAGCCAGAACUGUGCGUCCAGAAAAGAUUCACUCACACGCUGUGCUUGACUUGGCCCAGACGAACUACUCCGUCCAUACCAAGGAAUUGUGCACAUGCUACAACUGUGUUCUAGGGGGCAGUGACUGAUAGUGACCAUUGACUGUGAACUGCGUGCUUUACCAGUCCGUGUGCUGUGUCUAUAUUUUGGUUAUUUUUUUGCAUAUAAUUGUACAAGCCUGACGAAGAAUUAUUGAAAACAUAUGUUCGCUUGAAAACUUUGAGUUUUCAUUUAUCAAUGGGAUUUUUUACUAUUGUGAAACACCGCUUGGCCCCCCCUGUGUUGAAAUCGCUCAACAGAUAUGUGAGCUUCCGAACCAGGAUAGCGAAAGCGGAUAUAUGCCUUCGUUUUGUAGAGGAUUGCAUUUCAAAUUCCAUCUACCCAGUGAGUUACUGGAAAUCCCUUCGUCGUGCACGUAUCAGGCCGGACAACAUUUGCCUAAAGCGUCUAGCGCUCAGCCAGAUGGAAACCACACGUGUGAAGAGAGACGAGCUAAAUCGUGGCCUGAGUCAACUAACGGCCGUAAUAAACAGUCUUUCAGAGAGAGAUCGUGCGGAGCUAGAGACGUUGGUUAAUGAAAUUAUUGCAAAACAAGGCGCAAAGCUAAAUGCUUCACUCUCGAAGACACUAAAAGGAGAGAAACCGACCAUGUGUUUCCCUGCCGAACCCGAAAAGUACGUGUGCAAUUUAUCUUGCAUGACACUUGAUCGUACCACAAUGGAGGUCUUAUCGCUGGGCCCCAAGUUCUGUCUCCCUACUAGAAGGGACAAUAGAUUAGCAAUUGAGGCCCAAUUUGAAAAUCUAUACAGACAGACUUCACAAUUGUCUCCGACAUCUGAUUCGCAAGUAGAAGAGUUUAAGUCGCUGCUGGUGCAUGCAUGUUAUCAAUAUCGCCGAGCACGGAUAACACAUAAAACCCCGGUGAGACAGGAACAUAUUCAGGCGCUGCACAAUCUAGUCGGAAAUAAAGAUAUUUUGCUCACUCGACCUGAUAAAGGUGCGGGAAUAGUCGUCUUGAACAAGGCAGACUAUCUUCGGAAAAUGCAUGAAAUAUUGGCAGAUGACACCAAGUUUUCAAAGAUAAUAGGCGAAAAAGACAAAACAAAGCAGAUCGAGAAUCAAAUCUGCAACAGCCUUAAAAAGCUUCGUGACGAGGGCUUUAUUAGUGAAGGUGUCUAUGAAAACCUACGUCCCGUAGGUACCGCGAUUCCAAGAUUAUACGGUCUACCUAAAACGCAUAAGCCUAACGUUCCUCUGAGACCAGUUUUGGACAUGAAGGACUCUCCGUACCAUUCCACUGCACGGUGGCUCGUUGAGCUUUUAGAGCCCGUCCGAAAGCAGGUUUCUGUACACAGUCUAAAGGACAGUUUUGAAUUCGUAGAGCUCGUACGUGAUCGAAAUGUUACGGAUCUAACCAUGUGUUCCCUCGACGUUGCUUCAUUAUUCACUAACGUGCCACUAUUUGAAACUAUAAAUUACAUUUGUGAUUAUAUUGAUCAGAACCAGAUAUCCAUUGGCAUUCCUACAGUUGGCCUAAAGGAACUGUUGCUCCGGUGCACCUUCAAUAUCCAGUUUUUGUUCAACGGAGAAAUAUACCGACAACACGAUGGGGUUGCUAUGGGCUCCCCACUGGGGCCGUUUCUUGCUGACGUGUUUAUGGGUAUGCUAGAACAGAGCAAGUUAAGAUCGGUUAUCGAAAGCCUUAGCCUCUACUGCCGUUACGUCGAUGACAUCUUUAUAUUGCUCCAUUCCUCCAGAAACAUCGAGGACCUUACUUACACAUUUAACCAGGCACACACAGCGCUAAAGUUUACAUCUGAAGUGGAGGAAGAUAGAUCUUUUCAUUUCCUCGAUGUGAACAUGAAGCGACUCGAUGAUGGUUCCCUACAGCGUGGGGUGUAUAGGAAACGUACCUGGAACGGACAAUACACGAAUUUCUACAGUUUUGUUCCACUUAGAUCAAAACGGAACUUGAUUUUCAGUUUAACGAGUCGGGCGGAAAGAAUUUGCUCGAAUGACACAUUAUCUGAGGAACUACAGCGCAUUCGCUUAACCCUGAAGGAAAAUGGGUACCCGGAUGGAUUCAUUAAAGCCAACAUGGAGCCAAGGAGGAAAUCUCCUGUAACCCUCACAGCCGAAAAGAAACCCAUUUUUCUACAAUUACCGUACAAAGGGGAAAUCGUAGCUGAAGUUCUAAGUCGUCGUAUUUCCCGCGCUCUCAGGCACACCUUUCCAGCAGCCAAAAUGCAGAUUCACUUCACCAGUAGCCCGAUGGUGAAAACUAACCCAAAAGACAAAAGGCCUGUCCACGCCAAUUCCAUGUGUGUUUACUCAUUCACCUGUUCUUGUGGUUCAGGGUACAUUGGCCGUACGACGAGGCGCCUGUCUGAUAGGGUGAGAGAACACCAUCCGGCCUGGCUUGCGACUGGGUGCCGAAAGCUAACUAACUCAUCCAUCGCCACGCAUCUUGCUGACACGGACCAUUCUCCCAAUCUAGCCGAGGCAUUUAAGGUCAUCUAUCGACCACCUGCAAAUCGAUCAAAGUGCGUUCGCAUGCGCUUACUUGAAUCGGCGGAGAGUUUAGCGAUCAGACUAUACGAGCCAGAACUGUGCGUCCAGAAAAGAUUCACUCACACGCUGUGCUUGACUUGGCCCAGACGAACUACUCCGUCCAUACCAAGGAAUUGUGCACAUGCUACAACUGUGUUCUAGGGGGCAGUGACUGAUAGUGACCAUUGACUGUGAACUGCGUGCUUUACCAGUCCGUGUGCUGUGUCUAUAUUUUGGUUAUUUUUUUGCAUAUAAUUGUACAAGCCUGACGAAGAAUUAUUGAAAACAUAUGUUCGCUU
Messenger RNA from Dicrocoelium dendriticum, 2921 nucleotides. The record is from the annotation of a GenBank genome assembly. Lineage: Eukaryota; Metazoa; Platyhelminthes; Trematoda; Plagiorchiida; Dicrocoeliidae.